CUCCACUUGGCCUUUGCAUGAAAUAUAUAUAUAUAUACAUAAAAACUCUCUCCGCUAUGGAGCGCAUUCAAAAGGCCCAGUGACCGACACAAAAUUUGCUGACGAAGAGUUUACGGAGCAAUUUUUUUUCGAUGCCGAAUAGUGAACUGAAUAGGUGUUUGAUUUUGAUUCUAAUAAACUAAAACGGUAGUGAGAAAAAAAAAAAAAAAUGGCGUCACUGAUGGGUUUGGAACCCAUCUCUGUUUCCCCAAAUAAACAAGACCCAGCUUGGAAAUACUGCCAGAUUUUCACCAAAAAUGGGGAACAGAAAAAUGGGGUCAAGGUAGAAUUGAAGAAGUGUAUAUAUUGUGGCAAAAUGUUUCAGGGUGGAGGGAUCCAUAGGCUUAAAGAGCACCUUGCCGGUCGGAAGGGAAACGGUCCCACUUGCGACCGUGUCCCAAAUGAUGUUCGUGUUGAAAUGCAGCAGAGUUUGGAUGGUGGGAUUGUGUUGAGUAGGAGAAAAAACCGCACCAAUGUUAACAAGUGUCGUAGUCCUAGUGAAAUUGACAAGUCGUUUGCCAUUCAAGAGGAAUGUAAAAUGAUUGAUGUGCCAAUACAGGAUGCCUUAGUAAAUGGGGAAGAUGUAGGAGUGAAUAGUUUGAGUGCUGAGAGAAGAAUGAGGGGAAGAGUCGGAAAUUCUUUUGCAUUAGCUACUGAUGCUGGUAUUGUGGAUAAUUGUACUGAUUUGAGUGGUAAUCUAGCUUCUGUUCCUGUUGAAGUAGAUAAUGGAGUUGCUAAUAAUGCACUUUUGAGACCGAUAGGAGGAUUCGAUGAUUUCCAUUUGAAACCGGUGCAAAUAUUGGGAGAUAGUGUUGUUGAUUCUGCUAAUAAUGGUACUCAAUCAAAUGAGAGUCCAGCGCCUCCGCUUGGUGAAAAAUUCAGUUUCUUUGUUGAACAUACUCCAGGCAGACUGAUUGAUGUUCCCAAAUCAAAUUCUUUAGUAAGUCUAGAGAAAGAGAUUGGGAUAGACAAUACAAAUGCAAGUAAAAGAAAGAGGGGAAUGCAUGAAAAUUCUUCAACUUCUGUGGAUGAUGGAAUGGUUAGUCAUGAUUCUGAGCAGGGAAGGGCAAACAAUCAACAAAUUCAUAUGGCAAUAGGUCGAUUUUUGUAUGAAAUUGGGGCACCACUAGAUGCAGUGAAGGAUUCAGUUUAUUUCCAACCGAUGAUUGAUGCAAUCACGUCUGGAGGAUCAAGAGUUUUGGCACCCUCAUAUCAUGAUCUCCGGGGAUGGAUAUUAAAGAAUGCAUUUGACGAAGUAAGAAACGAUAUUGAUAGAUGCACAAAAAUUUGGGCAAAGAGUGGCUGCUCCAUUCUAGCCAGCCAAUGGAACACUGGAAAGGGUAGAACUUUUCUGAAUUUUGCAGUGUCUUGCCCCGAAGGAACAAUUUUCUUUAAAUCUGUGGAUGCUUCCAGCAUUCUAUGUUCUGCAGACUCUUUGUAUGAGUUGCUCAAGCAAGUGGUGGAAGAAGUAGGAGUUGAACAUGUAUUGCAAGUGAUUACGAAUAGUGAAGAGGAAUACGAUGUCGCUGGAAAAAGAUUGAUGGUUACUUUUCCUACCCUUUAUUGGUCUCCUUGUGCAGCUCACUGCAUAGAACUGAUGCUUAAGGAUUUUGGAAAAGUUGAUUGGAUAAACUCUAUAAUUGAACAGGCUAAAUCUGUUACAACGUAUAUCUAUGAGCAUGCCGCUGUUUUGAAUAUGAUGAGAAAGUAUACUUUUGGCAAUGACAUUGUAAGGCCUGGAGUCUGUCUCUUUGCUACCAACUUCUUGACACUGAAACAAAUGGCUGAUCUGAAACUUAAUUUACAGUCUUUUGUUAUUUCACAAGAGUGGAUGGGCUCUCAAUAUUCAAGGACAACAGAAGGAUUAAAAUUGUUUGAUACAUUAACAAAUCGGUCAUUUUGGUCUUUGUGCUUGCGGAUCACCAGGUUAAUGAGUCCAAUCUUGCGAGUUCUGAGAAUUGCUUGUAGCCAGAAGAGGGCUGCAAUGGGAUAUAUCUUCACGGGAAUUUAUCAAGCUAAAGAAAAAAUUAAGAGAGAACUUGCCAAAAAAGAAGAUUAUAUGAUCUAUUGGAAUAUUAUUGAUCACAGAUGGAAAAAGUUGUGGUAUCUUCCUCUUCAUGCUGCAGGUUUCUACCUUAACCCAAAAUUCUUUUAUAGUAUGCAAGGAGAAGUGCCCAACUUUAUCAUGUCUGGGAUGUUUGACUGCAUAGAGAGAUUGGUUCCUGAUAUAAAAGUCCAAGAUACACUUAUCAAAGAGAUAAACUUAUACAAAAACGCUUCCGGAGAUUUGGGAAGGAAAUUGGCAAUUAGAGCUAGAGACACUCUCCUCCCUGCUGAAUGGUGGUCUACAUAUGGAGGUGGUUGCCCAAAUUUGUCACGGUUGGCCAUCCGUGUUCUCAGUCAAACUUGCAGUUUAUUCCAGUUUAGAAAAAAUGAAACUUCUUUGGAACAAUUACAUAAGACAAGGAAUUGCCUUGAGCAUCAAAGGCUCAGUGAUCUUAUGUUUGUCCAGUACAACUUGCAAUUAAGACACAUGGUUCACAAAAACAAAGACCAUGAAAGCAUGGACCCCCUUUCAUUUGAUAGAAAUAGUAUUGUUGAAGACUGGGUGGCAGGGAAGCAACUACACGUAGAAGAAGACAAUGAGCAUCCAGAUUGGAUGUCAGUUGACCCACCCGCUGUUAACUUGAUGCUUUUAGAACUCUCAGCUGAUGAAGUUGAAGAUUUGAGAACAGGUUUUGAUGAUUAUGAGAUUUAUAAUGGACUGAAGGAAAUUAAGGUGGAAAUGGUGAACAUAUAAUGUGGUAAAAUCAACAGGAAAGCAAGCGACAACAAACUAAGUGGGGUCCAUACUGGCGCCCAGUAUCUUUUUCUUUUUCUUUAGCCUAUUACAGACGGAGAAAGGUAUUGUAAGAACGCUGUAUCUUGACAUUGUUUCUGAUGCCAAAAACAAUGCACUUUACUGGUGUUACUCCUUUCACGGCAAUAGUGCAGAAGAAGUGGUCUAUCAGCUAGAGUAUGUGCCUGUUUGUACUGAGGAAGAAAAAACAUGUGGCCUAGCUUCCACCAUGUGAUUUUUCCAGCCUGAAAGCAUCUAGAUAAAGAUGGUUGCAUGUUUUUUUUUUUUUUUUUUUUUUUUUUUUGGGUUUUGUGUGGUGGGGGUGGAGUAUAUAUACAAUGAUUUUGAACGUAGAAUAUGAUCUUGAAAAUAGGCUUAGCCAUCUGGAUUUCCCAAGAGGACACCUAGCUGGUAAAUGGAAGAAAAUAGUUGUAUAUAAAAUGUUCCUGUAAAUCUAAUCUUUAAUGCGUUGUAAUUGUGUAGGGGACCAAUAUAGAAUUCCAUUUUCCAUCUACACAUGUUCUCACUACGCUUUUCUUUGACAUUUUCACCGUUUAUGUAUGUAACAAUGCUUUCUAAAUUUCAUUUUUUUUA
Ziziphus jujuba (common jujube) is the source of this 3472-nucleotide messenger RNA. RefSeq lists its product as uncharacterized. The record is from RefSeq and is a predicted model, not a curated record. Gene Ontology annotation, molecular function: DNA binding; protein dimerization activity. Lineage: Eukaryota; Viridiplantae; Streptophyta; Magnoliopsida; Rosales; Rhamnaceae. The transcript is spliced from 5 exons. Bases 209 to 2839 code for a protein of 876 amino acids.